AUGGCGUACAAUUUGCCUAGAUCAGAGGAAUCAAUCUCCUCUCCAUUCUUUGUUCAUCCAGGUGAAAAUCCCUCACUCGCUCUUCUUACAAACUUGUUUGAUGGGACUAAUUACCAUGCUUGGUAUAGAUCAAUGCGUAUGGCUUUGAUCUCAAAAAAUAAAUAUAAGUUUGUUAAUGGUUCAAUUUCUGCACUUAAUCCUGAUCAUGAUAACUAUGAAGUUUGGGAAAGAUGUAACACACUUGUUAUGUCAUGGUUGUAUAGAUCUGUAACACAAACUAUAGCUGAUAGUGUUUCAAAUCUUGAUAGUGCUUUAGAUGUUUGGAUUGACUUGAGAGAUCGUUUUUCUCAAAGAGAUGCCUAUAGAAUAGGUGAUCUUCAGGAAGAAAUAUACACAUAUAGACAGAAUGCCUUGAAUUGUUCUUGUGGUCUGAUAGAAAGAGUCAGACUGAACUUAGAUAAUGAUCAUGUGAUUCGUUUUAUGAAAGGAUUGAAUGAGAAUUUUGUUACAAUCAAAACUCAGAUAUUAAUGAUGGAACCGCUUCCAGAAAUUAAUAAGGCCUUCUCUAUGGUAAUUCAAUUUGAAAGACAAUUGAAUGCUACUGGCAAUAAGUUGCCUUCUGAAUCAAGUGUCUUCAUGGCUAAAGGUUUUAGUGAGAGUAAUGAACAAGGAUAUGAUUCAAAUAUCUGUUAUGCUAGAGUUGAUUACUGCUACAAAAAACAUGGAUACCCUCCUGGAUUCCAGCCAAGGUACAAGGGAGAGAGUAGUGGAUAUGUUAAUAAUGUACAACUUGAAGAACAGGAGUACAUGAAUGCUCAGGAACAAAUGAAUGGUUACAUAGUAGACCAGUCUCAACAGAUGAUGAUGAUGAACAAUCAGUCUCCACAGAUCAUGAACAAUAGACAAGAUAUGCAUACUCAACAGCAUUCAAAUGAAGGGAAAAUCUUUCCUUGCACACCUGAGCAAUAUCAGAAGAUUAUGUCUUUGAUUCAAGCAGACAGGAUUGGUGAGACACAAAUUACAGCUCAUGCAAAUUCACUUUCAUCUACCUUCAAACCAAUGACAGAAGAGCAAGGUAUUGUUCAUGCUUGUUAUUUCUCAUCUAAAGGUUAUAGAGAAAGUUGGAUAUUAGACACUGGAGCUAUAGACCACAUAAUCUGUGAAAUUGAAUUCUUUAAGGAUUAUAAAAGGGUUCAAAAUGUCCAUGUCAAGCUACCAACAGGGCAACUCAUAGCAGUAACUCACAUUGGUUCAGUACAACUCAAUUCUGAUCUAGUAUUACACAAUGUUCUAUAUGUCCCAAUGUUUAACUUCAAUUUGAUUUCAACAAGCAAAUUGACAGAUGACAGACAUUUGUGCUUAAUACUUUAUCAUGAUCACUGUUUCAUCCAGGAUAUGGAGACAUAG
Molecule: messenger RNA, 1407 nt
Organism: Mercurialis annua (annual mercury)
Lineage: Eukaryota; Viridiplantae; Streptophyta; Magnoliopsida; Malpighiales; Euphorbiaceae
Exons: 3
Coding region: 1-1407 (468 amino acids)
Source: RefSeq, a predicted model, not a curated record